Messenger RNA from Baudoinia panamericana UAMH 10762, 1239 nucleotides. RefSeq lists its product as uncharacterized. Gene Ontology annotation, molecular function: magnesium ion binding. Lineage: Eukaryota; Fungi; Ascomycota; Dothideomycetes; Mycosphaerellales; Teratosphaeriaceae. Gene Ontology annotation, biological process: nicotinamide riboside biosynthetic process; nicotinic acid riboside biosynthetic process; inosine salvage. The transcript is spliced from 4 exons. The record is from RefSeq and is a predicted model, not a curated record. Bases 1 to 1239 code for a protein of 412 amino acids.
AUGACAACGAGAUACCGUGUUGAAUACGCGCUUAAGACUCACCGCCGUGAUCAGUUCAUCGAAUGGAUCAAAGGUCUCCUCGCUGUUCCGUUCGUACUGCUUUCGCAGCCGACCGCAAUAUACGAGAAUGACAAGUCUACCGUCAACGCCAUGGCAGCUAAUGCCCACGUACGCUACGCCCAGAUCAUGCAUGACGUCGAGGAGCUGAUUCUGGACCACAUCAAGCAACAGAAGACCGGCGGGAUCUCUAAGCUCAAACUCCUGGUGCCGUCAGUAGGUGUCUUCUUCACGCCGUUACCCCUGCAAGAUGCCUUCAUCCACCAGGACCAGAAACGUUUCAUCAGCUCCAGACGCUUCGUGGCUCCCAGCUUCAACGACAUUCGUCUUAUACUCAACACGGCACAGGUCAUGUCAUUGGUCCGGAACAGUAGGCUUGAACUCGUGACGUUUGACGGAGACGUCACGCUCUACGAUGACGGCGAAUCGCUGACUCCUGACAACCCUUGCAUCCCAAGGAUACUGGAGCUUCUAAGGAAAGGCACUCGCAUCGGGAUCGUAACAGCCGCAGGUUACACGGAGGCAGAAAAGUACUACGAGCGACUUUACGGCCUGCUGGACGCUCUGGCAACCAGCGAAAUGUCUCACAAGUGCGAGCAUCAUCUCGUAGUGAUGGGCGGUGAGAGCAAUUUUCUGUUCACAUACACGCCUCAGUCCCCUUGCAAGCUGCAAGCGGUGUCACAGACUGACUGGCAACUACCGGAGAUGGGUGACUGGACUGAGGAGAAUGUCACCGCGCUGCUCGAUGUUGCCGAAGCGGCACUAAAAGACUGCGUGCAGUGCAUGCAACUCCCUGUCUCUGUGCUGCGCAAGAAGCGCGCCGUUGGUAUCUUCCCUAGUAAGGGCAUCCGACUGGCUCGGGAGCAGCUUGAAGAGACCGUUCUUGUCGUUCAACGCAUUCUUGAGAUGUCCGCAGCCGGCCGUCGUAUCCCAUUCUGUGCCUUCAACGGUGGCAACGACGUUUUCGUCGACAUUGGCGACAAGUCGUGGGGUGUGAUGGCAUGUCAGAGGUACUUUGGCGGCAUCGAAGGUGGAAAGAGUUUGCACGUCGGUGAUCAGUUCCUGUCCGCUGGGGCAAAUGACUUCAAGGCACGACUUGCAUGCACCACCGCAUGGAUCGCAAACCCAAGGGAGACGUGCAAUCUGCUUGAUGAGAUCCAGGACACGGGCGCUGAGCGGUAG